AUGGAGCAAAACGUUCAAAUAUCGAAUGGCGUUCAGCACCCCGAGAUAAAUCCGAAAAAUGAUUUGAAAAGUAUAAACUCUCCUAUUGUGAUUAACGUGGAUGAAAGUGGCGCGAAAAGUGACGGUAUAAACAAAAUAGCGGACGGUGGUGGAAAAAUUCAAAAUGGCGAAGGUGAAGUGUCAAAGGACAUGCUUACUGUACCAAGGAAAGAGCACAGGAAAUCUUUUAUGGAGGUGGAGUGUGCGAAAGAAAGGCAGAGGUUGUCUUUGUUAAAGCAAUGUUCGGCCAUUUUGAAACAGGGUGAAGAAAAAUACACCAAGGAGUCUCUGCAUAGAACAUUCCAAGAUGAGACGGCGGCGUUUCGCACGCCUCGGAACGGCCGCGGCGUUGCUGGCCUCGAUGGAGUACCAUUUUAA
Diatraea saccharalis (sugarcane borer) is the source of this 417-nucleotide messenger RNA. Lineage: Eukaryota; Metazoa; Arthropoda; Insecta; Lepidoptera; Crambidae. The record is from the annotation of a GenBank genome assembly.